AGAACCACCACAGAGCAGCUCAUCCACCGGCGGAGAACGCGGAGGAAUUAUAACCGGAUGGGAUCGUACUGGCGCGGGGACUAAACUCGGAGCGAACGGAGCGGGCUGCUGCGGAGCACGGUGCGCCCCGGGAACAUGCCCCUCGGAGCGGGCUUUUGUGCGCGCUCUGGACGGUGCCUCGGAGUGUGAUGAUGGCAGGAGUCCAGUGAAUCGCUGGCCUCUCUGCGCUCGGCUCUUGGAUAUCUUCUUGGGGAGUGCGCUGCCGCUGCUUUCGGGCUCUACACUGGCUUUUUUUUUUCUUACGGCUUAUUUACCCUGAUUUCAUUGCGCACUGCCUCGUUGUCUUUCUGGAGUUGUCGCGGCCAUGGAUCGAGAGGGAUCGGGGUUAGGAGUGGCUAGUUAAGUCGGAACAUAAUGUGGUUCAAUGGGCCGGGGACGAGCAGACCGUGAGCCUUCUCUAAGCCUGGCGUCCCUUCUGGACCUCCCCGAGGCGAUCCUGGCCCGUUGGCACUAAAAUGUCCCUCAGUGGUGGCACUGCAGGCGGGAAAGGUGUGGACUCGAAUGCGGUGGACACUUACGACAGCGGGGAUGAGUGGGACAUCGGCGUGGGCAAUCUGAUCAUCGACCUGGACGCCGAUUUGGAAAAAGACAAACUGGAAAUGUCCGGCACCAAGGACGGAUUGACGGCACCCACCAACGCUGUGGCCUCUCUGCCUGAAAACAUCCGCUUUGUAAGCCCAGUGUCUGGAGCUCAGGGCAAGGAGAGCAAAGCCAAGUACAAGCGCACUAAGAACUCGAAAGACAAUAACAGUAAAGCAUCCUCUGUAGAUAUGGGGAAGAAAGACACUACAGGGCGGACUCAAAUGGAGCCCACCGCCCCAGCUGUGAACACAACAGCCACGGGCAACAACUCCACAGCUAAAGGCGUGGAGAAGGGGGGCAAGGCCUCCAGGGGGGUGGUGGGGGGUAAAAAGGAGAAGGAGGCCGCGGGGAAAGGUAAGAAGGACAAAAGCGAUGGAACUCUGACUGAGAAGGAGCUCCAGUCUCAGGCCCAAGUGGUGCUGGGGAACAGUCGCGCCGCGGCCUUUGAGAACUCCCAGUCUACGGAGCUGGCGGACGCUAAUCAAAUGGGGAAUAUUGCACUUGAAAGCGUUGGGAUAGUACCAGCACUGAAAACCGAGCCGGACGAGGUGGAGAACGGGGAGUGCAAGGCUCUCAAGAAGGUCAAAAGUGAAAAGAUGGACUCCCCGAUCUCCACGCCGGCUCCUCCGCCUCUCCACCUCCUGUCCUCCUCCACGGUGGGGGGCGGGGCUUCGGAGAUCUCGUCGCCGUGCGAGCAGAUCAUGGUGCGGUCCCGCUCGGUGGCGGUCAACACGUCGGACGUGGCCCUCUCCACGGAGCCCGAGUGCCUGGGCCCCUGUGAGCCCGGCACCAGCGUCAACCUGGAGGGCAUCGUGUGGCAGGAGACGGAGGACGGCAUGCUGGUCGUGAACGUAACCUGGAGGAACAAGACGUACGUGGGCACUCUGCUGGACUGCACGCGGCACGACUGGGCGCCCCCGAGGUUCUGCGAGUCCCCCACCAGCGACCUGGAGAUGAGAAACGGGCGCGGCCGGGGCAAACGCAUGAGGCCCAACAGCAACACGCCCAUCAACGACAACAGCAAUUCGUCGGACAACAAGGGCACUACCAACAACAAGACCCGCGGUGCGUCCAACAGCAAGGGUCGCCGCGGCAGCCAGACCCCUUCGGAGCGCCGCACCCCUCCCAACAGCAACACCGAGGACGUCAAAGCCAGCCCCUCCUCCGCAGGCAAACGCAAAACCAAACCUGCUUCGGACAUGGAGCCCAAUUCGAGUUCAGAGGACUCUAAAGGCAACAAGCGGAUGCGUACGAAUUCGAAUAGCGGAGUAGUAGGCGGGCUCCACUUGCCGACUAUAAAAGCGGAGCCUCUUCCUCCUCCCAUCGACCGGACUUGCCCAUCGCCAGUUCUCAUCGACUGUCCCCAUCCCAACUGCAAUAAAAAGUACAAACACAUCAACGGACUCAAGUAUCACCAAGCUCGAGCUCACAACGAUGAUGAUGUUAAGUUGGAGAUUGACGGGGAUAGCGAAUACGGGGAAGAUUCCACUCUCCACCCCGAACCGGGAAACUGCAACGGAGCGUCGAUAUCGCAGAAAGGUUGCAUGUCACCGGCGAGAUCGAUAACGCCAAAAGGUAGAGGGUUCGACGCCCAAAGUCCCUCGCCUUCGCCGGGCAAGUUUGGGUCCAAGCCAGGUAAAAAGAAAGCCAUGGAAGUCGAGGUGGAGCCCAUGGACGGUUGCGAAGACGGAGCGUGCCUAACUGACGAAGCGAGCAAUGAUGGGCUGGAUGACAAAAGAGGAGGGAAGAAAGGUGGGGGGAAAGCUGACAAGUUGGCGCAGAAAAACAUGAAGUCUCCGCGGACCGUCGCUCCAGGAUCGGUGGCGUCCCAGCAAAUGUACGCCUUUCCUCCUGGCAAUCCGAACUCCACUUCCGCGGUUGCGCCGAUCAUGCAAGGUAUUCCCAAAAGCCCCCAAAUGAAAGGCGCGCAACCUAAACCGCCAGCCAUAGCUGACCCCGCUUCAAAUAACUCCAAAGACAAGAAAAAGAAAGAAAAGAAGAAAAAGGAAGGGUUGAAGGAUGCGGAAAGCCCUAAACCGGCGGGGAAGGGUGUAAAAACUGAGGAUGGGAAGGUCCCUUAUCCAGAUCCCUGCGAACAAGGGAAUAAAGGAGAUGGACUUCUUAAUGGAUCUUCGGACCCCCACCAGAGUCGGCUAGCUAGCAUAAAAGCAGAAGCCGACAAGAUUUAUAGCUUCUCCGAUAACGCGCCAAGCCCGUCGAUCGGCGUGGCGAGCAGGAUAGAUGGGACGGGCAUGCCGCAGCCCCUAACGCCCCUUCACAUUGUCAGUCAGAACGGAGCCGACAACGCAUCAGUGAAAACCAACAGCCCUGCCUACUCGGAUAUCUCGGACGCGGGGGAAGACGCAGAGGGCAAGUUAGAAGGGGUCAAAGCUAAGGCGGAAGACCAAGGCAUUCGAGAAAGCGUCAAGAAGGCGUUGUUCCCAAACCAACCAUCCAGCAAAGACUCCCCGUACUAUGCCGGAUACGAGGCUUAUUACUCACCCAACUACGUCAACCCGAGUCCCGGUGGGCCCAAUCAGGGAACGCCAGGAGGGGAAGGGCCGGUGAAGUUGAAAAGGGAGGAUGACCAAGAGCAAGGCGAGGAUAAAGUCAAGGUGGAGAUUCACGAAGAUCGCAAACCGGACGUCAACACUCCCGGUCAGCAGCCCCAGCAGCCGUCGGUCAUCCAGCAGAGAACCAACAUGUACAUGCAGCCGCUGUAUUAUAACCAGUACGCCUAUGUUCCCCCCUACGCCUACCACCCCGACCAGGCCUACCACAACCACCUGAUGAGCACCAACCCGGCCUACCGACAGCAGUACGAGGAGAGGCAGAGGCAGAUGGUGGAGCAACACCGCGCAGCCGAGAAGAAGGAUGUAAAAGAGAGGGAGGCCAUGAAAGAGGACUGGAAGCAAAAGAGUCCUCUGCCCCCCAGUCUCUCCAAAGCCCCCAGCCAGUCCGACUUGGGGAAGACGCAGCCCCAGAGCAAAUCCAGAGACUCUCCUUCAGAACCCAAGUCCAUGGGCGGGCUAAAGGGGGACGAGCCCAAGAUGCCACAGGCAGAGGGGUUGAAGAUGAAGCUGACGGACGGGGCUCACCACGGCAAGGAGGACCCCAAACAGGCUCUGGAGGCCCGGGGACAGGCGGGGAUGGAGCAGGCCAUGUGGUACAGACAGCAGUAUCCUGAGAGCCAGAAGCCGUCAGUGGAGGAGGAGCACCAGCAUCCGCCCCGGUGGAAGGACGAGCGUGACCGGGACAGGGAGCGAAAGCUAAAGGAGGAGAGGAGCAGGCCCAAGGACUCUCAGAGCGCAGCUAAAGAGACAGAGGCUAAAGACAGUGAGCGGCUGACAGAGGAGCACCGCUCCCUCAGCAAAGACUCCAGGCCUAACCCACACAUGCAGUUCUCCUCCCCCCUCGCACAGCACCAGGGUUACAUGCCCUACAUGCAUGGGUACCCCUAUGGACAGGGCUUUGACCCCAACCACCCCGGGUACAGGGGCAUGCCCUCUGUCAUGAUGCAGAACUACCCAGGUUCGUACCUCCCCGGAGGCUACCCCUUUUCCCCAUACGGGAGUAAAAUAGUUGGUGAGGAGGGCAGUGAGAAGUCUCGUGCCAGUCCCACUGUGACUAAAGCCGCCCCGGACUCCAAAGCGCUGGACAUUCUGCAUCAGCACGCCAGCCAGUACAAGAGCAAGUCCCCCACAGUGGGAGACAAGGCUCCUCAUGAGCGGGACAGAGAAGGGGAGCGAGGAGCGACCGGAGAAAGGGAGCGCGAUGUGGACCGGCCGCGCUCUUCCCCCUCGCAGCGCAUCAUGCCCUCACAUCACCACCUGGGAUACCCUCUGCUCUCAGGGCAGUACGACCUCUCCUACUCCACAGGGAAACCUGACCGUCACACCUCAACCCUGCAGAGAUUCAUGUGACUGGCUCACAUGGCGCAGCCUCCUGGGUGUUACCUUUAGACAUCAGUUGAAUGGUGUAUCUCUGUCUGUUUUUAGCUCUUCUGCCCACGACUCGGCAGAUUCUCUUUUUUUAGUUUUGUUUUUUGUUUUUCCCUCCCUUCCCUUCGUCAAAGCUUGAACUGUUCCAGGACUGCCACAACCAGGUUCUAAGCCAUCUGCCCCCACCUCAGACCCCCAAAAACUCACUUAGUCUCUGCACUGUCGACGAAUACAAUGCAAAAAGACCCUAUUGGAGAACAGCAUUACUUUAGUUGCUUUUUUGUUUUUGUCAAAGAAUCAGCAGUGGGUUUUCAAAGGGAGAGCUGGGUGGAAAUUGCAAAAUGGGGGAAAUGGUAUAGAAGUGAUUUAAAUUCUCACGUAAACAAGAAUAUAUCCAAAACUUGACCCGUUUUGGAAUAGGGGGAAUACACCGAGCGCUGCUUUGUUUGCGGAGGCGUGAGAGCGGACAUUUUAGCCACCGCCAUCUUUGUUUUUCCAGUUCAGGGACGUCAUCUCUCACCAUCGGACCGCGCACACCUCAAUGGAGAAUUGACAUUGUCCAUAUUUUGUCAUGAUCUGUUCCAUAUUGUUUUGUUCAUCUUUAAAUGUUCUGAUUUCAUACGUAUGUUGAAGCCAUAUGAGCAAGUGAGUAGUGUUGUCAUGAUACUAAAAUGUCAAACCCGAUUUCGAUACUCAAUACCGAUUCCGAUACCAGGAUGUAAACACAAAACACUCUUUAAUUAGAGAAUAGAAUGUGAUUUUCAACAUUAAAGAGGGGGUAUUAUGCAAAAUCUCCAAUGUUAUAACAUUCUCUCAUAAAAAAAAACAUGCCUGAAGAGUUUUAAAUGUCAUCCGCGCAUGUUUGAGUAAUCUAGCAAUCUUGAAUUCGAAUUUUGAAUCCUCCUUACAGUUAGAAGUAUGAUUCUGCCCACACUCCCAAAUGACAAUUCUCUAUAAAUAUACAAAAACUGUACACAGCAACGUGACAAACCUGACAUGAUAUGCAGUAGUUUCAUUUUAGAUUGACUGUGUUGUGAUAGCGCUCUGAAGGGGGACUGACUUAGCAUGGGGAGUAAAGGGAGGGGAGACUCGGAGCAAAGCAAGAGCAACUUCUAAAACAUGUUAAUAUGUUGUGUUUGGCGAAUAGAAGUCAAAUACCCCCUCUUUAAACACUAGUACCGUAUUUUUUGGAGUAUAAGUCGCACCAGCCAAAAAAUGUGUAAUGAAGAAGAAAAAAAACAUAUAUAAGUCGCACUUUUUUAAAAGAAAUUUAUCUUACAAAUUCAGAGACCAGGAACCAACAUUUCCUGUUGAAAGUCAAGUUCUAGUAAUAACAAUAGAAGAGAGAACAACAGACUGUUAACGUCACAUAUGAACAGUUCUUCAGAUAAACUAUAACAUAAACAACAGAACAAGUUUACCAAACUCUCCAUCUCACUCCAAAUCACUAAAUCCAUUCAGUUCUUCAUCCUCGGUGUCACUUCUGAACAACUCCGUGACCUCCGGAGGUAAACAGAGCGCCGCCGCUUCCUCUUCUGUGUAGCUGUCUUCAGACUCAGCAUCAGUUCCAGUUAGAAUUAUUCGGGUCUUUCUGAAUCCCGACAGGAUGGUUUCGGUGUCACUGAAGUCCAGGCUUUGUCCAUCCAUCCAGUGACUUCCAGGAAAGUUUCAUGGUGCAUCCUCCCAGUUGCCGUGAAGCUGUGUUCUCCAUCCCCGCUUUCUGCCAGUCCCUCAUACGUUUCUCGCUCACUCCAAACUUUCUUUCUGCUGCUCGAUUACUGUUUUUGGCUGAAUAUUUCACUGUUUGCAGCAGGACAGUUUCUCUCUCACUCUAAACUUUCGGUAACACUUUAUAAUAACUACACCAUAUUUAGCCUUAAUAAAGCAUGAAUAAAGACUUAAUUAAUAAUGAUUCAUGCUUAGUAAAUGUUUAAUAAAGGAUAAUUUGUCUUCACUUUAGAAAAGCUCUCAGAAAGACUUAACUAACUUAUAACAGCUGCCUGAAUUAUCAUUGCAUUAUUAGUAAAUCAUUGUCUCAUAGUUUACUAAUCAUUAAUAAAUGCUCAAAUGGUUAGUUCAUGAGUAAUUAAGUAUGAAAGAAAUAUGAAUAACUAUUUACAGCACAAGCAAAUUAAGUGCAAGUGCUAAUUAAGGUAGUAAUUAAGUAGUUACUAAGCGUGAAUCAUUAUUAAUGAAGUCUGUGUUCAUUAUUAAUUAAGCUUUUGUUCAUGCUUUAUUAAGGCUAAAUAAGGUGUAGUUAAUAUAAAGUGUUACCAAACUUUCUUACUGUUCCUUGAUUACCAGUUUCAGCUGCAGAUUUCACUAAAUCCAGCAGGGCACCGGCUUUUUUCUGCAGUAGGCAUAUGCAGUAGAGUGAAGUGACAGUGGUACAGGAUUAAAGGGAUAGUUCGGGUUUUUUGACAUGAAUCUGUAUGUCAUCCCCGUGAG
Molecule: messenger RNA, 7031 nt
Organism: Boleophthalmus pectinirostris (great blue-spotted mudskipper)
Lineage: Eukaryota; Metazoa; Chordata; Actinopteri; Gobiiformes; Gobiidae
Product: zinc finger protein 609-like
Exons: 8
Coding region: 516-4565 (1349 amino acids)
Biological process (GO): regulation of transcription by RNA polymerase II
Cellular component (GO): nucleus
Source: RefSeq, a predicted model, not a curated record